UGGGUUCAGUAGAGAGUAAACAUGAUUCUUAGUCUGUGUCCGUCUCCAUUAAGAAAAACAACAUGGCCGCUCCCAUGGCUCUCAGGCGAGAAUUGAUGUCUUUGCCAAGGAUAUGGAGAGGAAUCACACAUUUGGGACCGAGAAGUUUGACUGCAUGUUCAAGUCACAAGAAAUUUAAUACAACCCGGUUCCAUCGUCCGUCGACGCCUAGCACUUCCUUCCACACAACAACGUUGUUAUCAUCAACACCCUCAGCUAUUACGGUAACGGAAGAACCGGACACGUUGUUCCAUAAGGUGCUGGUUUUGGUGAAAAGUCAUGACAGAGCUGUUCUGGACAGCUACGAGUUCUUCGCCACCAUGGCGGCUAAAGAGCUGGGCAUCACCAUCGACAAAGUUUUUGAACCUCCCAAAGACAUAGAGAAGAUGACACUCCUGAAGUCAGUACACAUCUUCAAAAAUCACAGGGUCCAGUAUGAGAUGAGGACACAUUACCGCUCCAUUGAGCUGUCUCGUUUAACGGGCAGCACAGCACAGGUAUACCUCGAAUACAUCCAGAGGAACCUCCCUGAAGGCGUAGCCAUGGAGGUGACAAAGACUGCCAUGGAGAAGGUUCCAGAUCACAUCCUCAAACCCUUGUGGGACGACAACCCCACUGAUGAGAAGCCCGGCCAGUGAAUACAGCCGUGACGAACAGAAACGUGAUUUCUCUGUGAAUAUGUUUAACGGAAACACGUGUGUUCAUAUCCUGAGCUGUGUUCUUGUUGCCUUCUCUGACAUGGCAGCGUGGAAUCGCAUGAUUAAAACAAGCUCUGCAUUCAGUGACACUGCAACUUUAACUUACCUCUUUGUGCUGUUUUCAAGUUGGGGUUGUGUUGCUAAUGAGUUAAGUCAAUGUUUAAGUAGCUGCAUUGAAGUCAGACCGUUACUCCAUAUGAACACACAGCGUCGGACACAAGACCAGCACACGUUCCAUUUAAAUGCAUUUAUUGAAUAUUAGGUACACAAAAAACAAAUAUAUACAAAUCGACAUUCAUUUUGUGUUUAGAACACGUUGUCGUUGUAAAACAGGUUUCAGCAAUAAAAAUGUAUGAUGGAUCAUUUUUUUUCCAUGUAUCUAUUUAAAUAUUGUCAUUUUGUCUUGUUUCUUCAUGUGCUAAACUGAGUUGUUACGCAGAGAAGACACUCGGAUAUAAAGAAAGACAUUAACCAGUUUUAAUAAUAACAAUGCAAAUAGUAUUAUUGGGAGUAAACUGUAGGCCCUGACGGGGCUUUUUUUCCUGUUUGUACCUGUUGGUGGCUGGGUUAGGAUUAAUAUAUUUAAAUGCUCCCACUUGUGAUGAACGUCCUUGUAAUUUGUCCUACGAUCAAUUCAGCAAGAUGCAGAAAUUCAUCUUCUUUUUGUGCAUGCUUGCAUAAAUAUGCCCGAACUCACGACAAUAAUAAAAGCAAGUCUUUCUGA
Molecule: messenger RNA, 1461 nt
Organism: Mugil cephalus (flathead mullet)
Lineage: Eukaryota; Metazoa; Chordata; Actinopteri; Mugiliformes; Mugilidae
Gene: mrps10
Product: mitochondrial ribosomal protein S10
Exons: 7
Coding region: 63-677 (204 amino acids)
Biological process (GO): translation
Cellular component (GO): mitochondrion; ribosome; mitochondrial small ribosomal subunit
Molecular function (GO): structural constituent of ribosome
Source: RefSeq, a predicted model, not a curated record